Molecule: messenger RNA, 2806 nt
Organism: Hypoxylon trugodes
Lineage: Eukaryota; Fungi; Ascomycota; Sordariomycetes; Xylariales; Hypoxylaceae
Product: glycosyltransferase family 39 protein
Exons: 7
Coding region: 201-2438 (745 amino acids)
Biological process (GO): protein O-linked glycosylation via mannose
Cellular component (GO): endoplasmic reticulum; membrane
Molecular function (GO): dolichyl-phosphate-mannose-protein mannosyltransferase activity
Source: RefSeq, a predicted model, not a curated record
UUAUUCUUUCUUUGUGGAAGAGAUGCUCUACUUUUGCCAUCUUUGACCAGUUAAUUUGUUCUCUUCAAGACCCUCCUUUUUUCUUGACCUUUUUUAGUCCGUAAGCCCCCGUUUCCAACCCGUGACAUUCAUUCAACCAUUUCUCUUUAUUCUCUCCCCUUUCGACUCGAAGAACGGGGUCAAGAGAUAGUUUUCCAAUCAUGGCCGACAAGAAGGCCGCAGUCGCGUCCGGCGCUGAUCCCGCCGGUGACGCUGCUCGCCGACGUAACGUACCCGGUUCUACUACCACCCCUGGCUCUCAAGCACAACAACCAGAGGCCGACGAGAAGAAGGUUCAUGGAAAGAAGAAGGAAACCUCGUUCCUUGACAUUCUCGACCAGUGGGAGUUUAUCAUUGCGCCCCUGAUUUUUACAGCCUUUGCCGUCUUCACGCGUCUAUGGAAGAUUGGCCUUAGCCCAAUUGUUACUUGGGAUGAAGCCCACUUCGGUAAAUUCGGAUCGCACUAUAUCAAACGCGAAUUGUUCUUCGACGUGCACCCCCCUCUAGGAAAAAUUCUCGUCGGUCUCUCCGGAGUUCUAGCUGGUUACAAUGGGUCGUUCGAGUUCAAGUCCGGUGAAACCUACCCAGAGGAGCUCGACUACACGUUUAUGCGAGCUUUCAAUGCCUUCUGGGGGAUACUAUGCGUGCCAUUGGCCUACUACACUGCGAGGGAACUGAACCUUAAGCGACCUGCUGUCUGGCUAGUUACGCUUAUGGUUCUGUGCGAAAACUCGUACACGACGAUCAGCCGAUUCAUCUUGCUGGACUCUAUGCUUCUCUUCGGAACCGUCGCGACUGUAUUCUGCUGGUCCAAAUUCCAUCGCCAGCAAAAAUACAGCUUCGAACCCGAAUGGUUUUUCUGGCUAUUCAUGACAGGACUGAGCUUGGGAUUCGUUUGUAGUAUCAAACUUGUCGGGCUUUUCGUCACUGCUCUUGUUGGCUUGUACACCAUUGAGGAUCUCUGGAACAAGUUUGGUAACACCAAGAUGCCAGUUCCAGUUCUUGCUGGUCACCUGGCUGCUCGAAUUGUCGGUCUCAUCGUCAUCCCGUUCCUAGUCUAUCUGUUCGCUUUUGCACUUCACUUCGCGAUCUUGACAAAAAGCGGUCCCGGUGACGCCCAGAUGAGCUCUCUGUUCCAAGCAAACCUAGAAGGUAGCGAAAUCGGACGAAACUCCCCCUUGGAAGUUGCCCUCGGCUCUAAGGUAACCCUUAAGAACAUGGGCUAUGGUGGUGGUCUUCUCCACAGUCACGUCCAGACGUAUCCCGAGGGCUCGACUCAACAACAGGUCACUUGCUACCACCACAAAGACGCCAACAACGAGUGGUGGUUCUACCCUAACCGUCACGACCCCGACUACAACCCAGAGGAAGAACCCCGUUUCGUUGGAAACGGUGACGUUAUUCGCUUGAUCCACUCUCAGACGGGACGAAACCUCCACACUCACGAUAUCGCAGCCCCCGUUUCGAAAGGCCAAAAGGAAGUAUCCUGCUACGGUAAUUUGACAGUUGGUGACGAUAAGGAUCAUUGGCAAAUCGAGGUCGUCAAGGAUGUUGCCUCGCGUGAUAAGAGCAGGGUUCGAACUUUGACUACCGCUUUCAGACUUCGAAAUCCAGUUAUGGGCUGUUAUUUGAGGGCUGCCAACGUUAACCUCCCUCAGUGGGGUUUCAAGCAAAUCGAAGUGACCUGUGAUAAGAGCAACAAUCCCCGUGAUGCCUUCACUCACUGGAACGUCGAGGCUCACACCAACGACAAACUUCCUCCUGGAGACCCCGGCAAGUAUAAGUCGCCAUUCUUCCACGACUUCAUUCACUUGAACGUCGCUAUGAUGACUUCUAACAACGCUCUGGUGCCCGACCCUGAUAAACAGGAUGACCUUGCUUCUCAAUGGUGGCAAUGGCCUAUCUUGAACGUUGGACUACGUAUGUGCGGCUGGGACGAUAAGAUCGUCAAGUACUUCCUCCUUGGCAACCCCUUCAUCUACUGGGCUUCGACAGCUUCCCUAGGUGCUGUUGGCCUCGUUACUGCUUGGUACAUCCUACGAUGGCGACGAGGGUUUACCGACUUGUCUCAAGAUGAGAUCGACCAAAUUCACUACUCUGGACUUUACCCCAUCCUCGGUUGGUUCCUUCACUACCUCCCAUUCGUCAUCAUGGCUCGUGUUACCUACGUGCACCAUUACUACCCGGCUCUAUACUUUGCCAUUCUCAGUCUUGGUUUCCUCGUCGACUGGACCUUGAGGAACCAGAAGAAGGCCAUCCAAUACACCAUCUACGGAAUCUUAUACACUACCAUCAUCGGUCUCUACAUCUACUUCAUUCCUAUCUGCUGGGGUAUGACUGGCAGCAACCAAAACUACAAGUAUAUGAAGUGGUUAGAUAGCUGGCGUAUGUCCGACUAAGGGCUAGAUGAAGUCCAAAGGGCAACCCAAAGCUAGAGAAGGGUAGGCCGUUUAGGUAUAGGGAAUUCUCCCCUACAAAAUUCGACUACUUAGUCCAUUUGGUCAUAAUGGCCAUGAAUCAAAUCUCCAUCUCCUCUAUGUUCUCUGUUGUUUGAUGUAACGAUAUGAAGGCAAAACUUGCAUGAAAGGGAAAAAUAAAGAGAGUGGAGUUCACGGCGGUAUAACGUGGAUGAGGCAUAUCUGGGGAAAUAAAAGCAAACAAGAACUCAUCAAUCAAUCCAUCAAUCAGUACACCGCUUUCUAAUACAACACCACAAUUUUUUUUUCUUUUUCUAUUGAGAUCUAAAGGAGGGGGCCCUCGUCACGAA